AUGGCCUCCAUUACCACACCUUCCCACAACCUCCAUUACCACACCUUCCAUCUACCUUCCCAUGGCCUCCAUUACCACACCUUCCCACAACCUCCAUUACCACAACCUCCAUUACCACACCUUCCAUCUACCUUCCCAUGGCCUCCAUUACCACACCUUCCCAAAACCUCCAUUACCACACCUUCCAUCUACCUUCCCACAACCUCCAUUACCACACCUUCCAUCUACCUUCCCACAACCUCCAUUACCACACCUUCCAUCUACCUUCCCACGACCUCCCUAACCACACCUUCCAUCUACCUUCCCACGACCUCCCUAACCCCACCUUCCAUCUACCUUCCCACGACCUCCCUAACCCCACCUUCCAUCUACCUUCCCACGGCCUCCAUUACCACACCUUCCAUCUACCUUCCUGUGACCUCCAUUACCACACCUUCCAUCUACCUUCCUGUGACCUCCAUUACCACACCUUCCCUCUACCUUCCCACAACCUCCAUUACCACACUCUCCCACAACCUCCAUUACCACAACCUCCAUUACCACACCUUCCAUCUACCUUCCCAUGGCCUCCAUUACCACACCUUCCCACAACCUCCAUUACCACACCUUCCAUCUACCUUCCCAUGGCCUCCAUUACCACACCUUCCCACAACCUCCAUUACCACAACCUCCAUUACCACACCUUCCAUCUACCUUCCCAUGGCCUCCAUUACCACACCUUCCCAAAACCUCCAUUACCACACCUUCCAUCUACCUUCCCACAACCUCCAUUACCACACCUUCCAUCUACCUUCCCACAACCUCCAUUACCACACCUUCCAUCUACCUUCCCACGACCUCCCUAACCACACCUUCCAUCUACCUUCCCAUGACCUCCCUAACCCCACCUUCCAUCAACCUUCCCACGACCUCCCUAACCCCACCUUCCAUCUACCUUCCCACGGCCUCCAUUACCACACCUUCUAUCUACCUUCCCACGCCCUCCCUAACCACACCUUCCAUCUACCUUCCCACAGGCUCCAUUACCACACCUUCAGUCUACCUUCCCACGACCUCCCUAACCACCCCUUCCAUCUACCUCCCAAUGUGACCUCCCUAACCACCCCUUCCAUCUACCUCCCAAUGUGA
Haliotis rufescens (red abalone) is the source of this 1128-nucleotide messenger RNA. RefSeq names its product extensin-like. Lineage: Eukaryota; Metazoa; Mollusca; Gastropoda; Lepetellida; Haliotidae. The coding region runs from base 1 to 1128 and encodes 375 amino acids. The transcript has a single exon. The record is from RefSeq and is a predicted model, not a curated record.